Messenger RNA from Prorocentrum cordatum, 5160 nucleotides. Lineage: Eukaryota; Dinophyceae; Prorocentrales; Prorocentraceae. The record is from the annotation of a GenBank genome assembly.
AUGGACGACCUCAGUAGGGAUCUGCUCAACGACAUGGCGGGAUCCUUGGGCAUGGACCUCAAAGGAGACGAUGGCGUGAUGAUGACCGACAUAGUAGUGGAGUGUUUCAAUCCUGCGGACGAGAACGCAAAUCCAAAUCUCCUGGACCUUAUAUUCACGAGGAACGACCAGGGGGACAAGGAGACGAUCAGGGAGCAGUUGAUCUCGCAGGCGCUCGAGGGAGCGUUGCAGGCUGCAGAACAACGGGUGCAGGCUGCAGAGGAGCGCGCCCUGGCGGCGGAGUCAGCAGCAGCGAGCGCAGGCGCCGCCGCGAGCAGGCCCGUGGCAGCGGCGAGGGCCGCGCCUCAGGAUCUGGUGGACACUCGGCUUCUGGCGAAGCCGAAGGCGUUCGGAGGCAACGAGGACGAGUGGCCAGGGUGGAGCUUCAAGAUGCUCGCAUACCUCGGAGCUCUCGACGAGCAGAUGGCCAACGAGCUGACGGCGGCCAUGACGUUCCCGCUGGAGGAAGUGAGGAACGCGAGACUCCUGGAGGAGGGAGCGAGUCAGCGCAGUCGCCAGCUGUACUUCAUCCUCGUCCUGCUGCUGGAAGGAGCCGCACUACAGCUCAUCAAGCCAGUCGGCGUCGGAGAAGGGUAUCGGGCGUGGAGGACGUUGCAAGACAUGUACGAGCCCGACAGACCAGGUCGCCAUGCAGGACUGCUGCAAGAGCUGAUCGCGUUCCAGUUCCCAGAGGACAACAUCGUGGGGAUGCUGGCGGACUUCGACUUCAAAGUCACGAAGUACGAGAGCCAGAGCCACGAGAGGAUUGGGGACAGGAUCAAGAUGGCGAUCCUUCAGCGGGGGAUUCAGGACGAGGCUCUUCGAGCGCACCUGGUCCACAACGCGUCGAGGCUAGUCACGUGGGAGCUCAUGCGCAACGAAGUGCACAUGGUGAUCUCGACGAGGAGCGCCAUCUCAGCAGUGCCGCCACCAGUUCCGAUGGACACGAGCGCGGUGGAGAAGGCGAGGCGCGAGGCGGCGUGGAAGGGCAAAGGAAAGAAGGGCAAGGAAGGCAAGGGCAGGAAGGGCAAGGGCGGCGACAACUCCACGGACCAGAAGAGCCAGGCGGCCAAGGACAGGGCCGAGAAACGAUGCUUCCACUGCCACAAGACAGGUCACGUCAAGAGCGAAUGCAGGAAGUUCCUCGCAGAGCAGAAGAAGAAGAAGGGCACCAACGCAGUCGAGCAGGAGUCGAAGCCGACGGGAGCUCCACCAGCGGCGAGCGCCGCGGGGAGCGCGGCGCCAGUGAUGGCGAUCGCAACCGAGAGCGGGGCAGAGCCAUUGUGGUGCCUCGCGAUCGAGCUGGGAGAAGGGCGGCCAUCCUUGGUCGGAGCCAGCCCGAUCGAGCGGCUGAGCCCGCCAGAGGCGUCAAACGAGCACGCGCAGCCGAGGCAGCCAUUCUUGGUCGGGGCCAGCCCGAUCGAGCAGCUGAGUCAGCCAGGGGCAGCAAACGAGCACGAGACGUUCGAGAGCAAGGAGAUCAUCGGUAUCAAUGAGCACUGGGUCAUGGUGGACUCGGGUGCUGCACGAUCGGUGUGUCCGCCGAGUCACGGGGCCCACGAGACACUCAGAGACCUGAGCGAGCACAUCAGGCUGGUCGGAGCGAGCGGCGACGACAUCCCGUGCCACGGCGAGCGCUUCGUCACGUACGCGAAGGGCGGGCACAAGAUCGGGGUGGACUACAAGGUCGCCGACGUCAAGAGGCCGGUGCUGGGCGUGUCGCAGGCGGUCGACAAGGGCACGUCGUGGGUAUUCACGCCGAGCGGGAGCUACAUGAUCCCGAAGCCGAUCGAGUUCUCGGACCCAGACGCCGUGCCGCUGGUCAGACGCAACGACUUGUUCUACCUCAAGAUGGACAGGUACGGUGAAGGCGUCAAGAACUCGCUCGUCAUGCCGCCAGCAGCGCAGGCAGUGCUCGAGGAGUCCGUGCCAGUUCGAGUCAAGAAGGAUCCAGUGAAGCCAAGCCUGGCCGAGCAGAGGACGCACGAGCUGGUGCACAUCCCUGCGAGGUCCUGGUGUUGGGUGUGCGUCAGAUCCAAGUUCACGGACGACCCGCACUACAAGGACGGGCACGAGCGCACAGGCGACGAGGUCCAGAUCGACUACUACUUCCUGGGCCAGCUGAGCAUCCUCAACAUGGUGCAUAUGAACUCCCAGGCUAUUCAUGGCAUCAUGGGGCCGAAGGGUACCGACGCCUACAUGGUCAAGACAGCGGUCGCCACCAUCGAGAACUGGGGGCUGGAUCGCAUCGUGCUGAAGCACGACCAGGAGGCGUCGAUCACGGCCCUGGCGAGGGAGAUCAAGGCUCAGCGGAAGGCGCCCACGAUGAUCGAGUCGGCUCAGCGGGCUAACCAUCAGGGAGUUGGUGGAGUGGAGCGCGCCAACGAGGAGCUCGGCAAGCAGAUCAGGGCGCUACUGUUCUCGGUGGGCGACAACUACAAGCGGGAGCUCCCAGCCGAGCAUGGGCUUCUACCUUGGCUCAUUCGGCACGCUGGCUGGCAGCUCAACCGCUUCACGGUGCACGGCAACGGCAAGACGACCUACGAGGUACUCAAGGGGAGGCCAUAUCGGGGCGAGCUCGUCAACUUCGCGGAGUGCGUUUGGGCGAGGGACCCCACGCCGACCUCCAAGCUGCAGCCUCGGUGGCACGCGGCGGUGUGGCUGGGCAAGACAGAGGUUUCGGACGAGCACCUGGUGGCGGGUCCGACGCGCACGACAAGGGUACGCACGGUGAGACGGCGGCCGGAGGGCGAGCGGUUCGUGCUGGAGGAGCUGGACAAGUUCGCUGGGGUGCCGUGGGACAUGCACCGGGCUCCACAGAUCGGCAUCGUGCCGACGGGAGCGCCCCAGGUGGAGCCGAACCAGCAGCGGCUGCUGCCGCCACCUCCGCCACCGACAGUGGUCUUGCCAGCCGCGGGCCCGGAGGCGCUGGUGCCACCAGCGAUGGUCGGGCCGGCGCCGCCCGCGGGGCCAGGAGGCGCAGGGCUGAGGUCGACGUACAUCACGAGAGCGCUGAUCGACAAGUACGGCUGGACCCCCAUGUGCCCGAGGUGCGUCACAGGCAUGGGAUCGCACAGCGAGGAGUGCCGGAAGAGGAUCGAGAACGAGCUGCGCAAGGAGGAGAUGGCCAGGGCAGCGGCGGAGGCCGCGCCCUCGUCGGCAGCGGCGGGGGCUGCGCCGACGCCGGCGGCGGCGGGAGCCGCGCCGGGGCCAGCGGCUGGGGCUGGAGACGGCAGGCCAGGAUCGUCCGGGGAUGCCAGCAUGGCGCCUCGCGACGACCAGGGCGAGGCGUCGGCGAAGAGGCCGCGCCAGACAGCGGCGAUCACAGUCGGGUCGCUCGCGGUCGGGGCCUUCGUGGAGAUCAAUCCCUGCACGUACGAGGGCCUGGACCAGCAGUCCCACGAGGAGCUCGAGACGGUCACGGAGAUCGAGAGCUGCGAGCCGCUGGAGAUUGGGAUGUUCGAGGUCAGCCCCGUCGAGCCGUCGGCGAUCACGGUCCUGCCAGACACGGAGAAGCACGUGUGCGACGCGAGGAGCGGGAAGGAGCUCCCCAGGGACCUGGUCAGGCGCGGGCGCGAGGCCGAGAUCGAGGAGAUGCGGCGACACGGCGUCUUCGAGGAGGUCCGCGUGGCCGAGAGCCGGGGCAAGCGCAAGAUCAGGUGGACGGGCAAGGGGUUCGUCUGGAUCGGCGACACGAAGCACGUGACGAGGUGCGUGGAGCUGCUGGGCCUUACGGAGUGCAAGCCAGCGGACACGCCUGGGAGCAAGGCCACGGGCAAGAGCGUCCGGGAGGCGCUGGACCCACUUCCACACGACGAGGCGAAGCUCUACCAGCAAGUCGCGGGGCUCGUCAACUACGUGGCGGUAGACAGGCCAGACAUCCAGUUCGCGGUGAAGGUGAUCCUCACAGACAUGGGGAAGCCCACAGUCAUCAGCAUGCUUAGGCUGAGGCGGUGCGUGCGGUAUCUCCACGGUCGGCGCGAGCUCGGGUGGUUCUACGAGAAGCAGGAGAUGCCCAAGGCGGUUCUCUACGAGACGGACUCGGACUGGGCGGAGGAUGAGAUCACGAGGAAAUCGACCAGCUCCGUGUACGGCUUCUUUGGCAGCCACCUCCUGGAGACCCAGGUGGCAUCGCAGCCCGUCGUCGCGCUCAGCAGCGGAGAGGCCGAGUUCUACGCCAUCGGCCGAGGCGCGGCGAGUGCGAUCAUGAUGCGGCAGUUCUACCAGCAGUGUGGCAUCGAGGUCGCGUCGAAGGUUCACAGCGACUCGAAUGCAGGCAGGGCGAUCGCGACGCGGAUCGGCAGUGGCAAAGUACGGCAUCUACAGAUACGAGACCUGUGGGUGCAGGAACGAGUCAGGCUCGGCGAGCUACAGCUCGGGCGAGUCGACACGGAGAGCAACAGGAGCGACUUGGGGACCAAGCAUCUGGACGGCAAGCGGGUGCUCAAGUUGCUGGAGAUGUCCAACCUGCGGCUUCUGACCAAGGGGCUCGCCGCGGGCAUGGGCGUCACUUUCACGGAGGCGGCCGAGUACGGAGACAAGCAGUGCUCCACGGCCGCUGACGACGAGGUCGAGUCGAACAUCGGCUCGAUCGUUCUCGCCAUGAUCGUGUUCAUCAUCGUGCUGGUGCUCGCGGUCAAGGGCGCAGUUGUGUGCACGAGAGGGGCGGUGCAGCUCUUCUCAUCUAGGGCGGCGAGUGCUGCCCCACCAGCGGGAGCGGCGAGGGCUGCCCCGCAGGCCGACGGCACGGCGAGGCCCGAGGCGGCGUCGAAGGACGCGCCUGAGGGGCAUGUCGUUUCUCGGGCAGCGGCGAUAGCUGCGCCUGAGCGGGUCGCCGAAGGGCGAGACCUCGGUUCGGAGUACUUCGGGGAGAUGCUGGCUGAGGCCACCGUGGCAGAGCUCAAGGAGGAGCUCAGGUGGCGGAAGCUGCCAGUGAGCGGCUUGAAGGCGGACCUCAUCGUCCGUCUGACGAGGGACGGCGGCCAGCACAUCAGCAGUGAGGGGCUGGCUGCAGCGGCAUGGGCCGCGCGGCUGGUUCCAGGCAGGAUGCCUAUCCGAGCGUUCCGCUCGGAUGCGAGUUUAGGCUCGCACCUAGGCGCGCUUCUCAGCAGCACGGGGUAG